Molecule: messenger RNA, 903 nt
Organism: Belonocnema kinseyi
Lineage: Eukaryota; Metazoa; Arthropoda; Insecta; Hymenoptera; Cynipidae
Product: venom serine protease 34-like
Exons: 6
Coding region: 1-768 (255 amino acids)
Biological process (GO): proteolysis
Molecular function (GO): serine-type endopeptidase activity
Source: RefSeq, a predicted model, not a curated record
AUGGCAGACCCAAUAUUCAGAGCCAAAAAUACAAGAAUAGUAGGUGGCGAAAAUACUGGAGUAAACGAAUUUCCUAUGAUGGCAGGACUCGUGGAUGCAAUUCUAGUACGAGUUUUCUGUGGUGCUGUAAUAAUAUCCAACAGAUACGUUUUGUCGGCGGCACAUUGUGUGGCGAAUAAACAAGCACAGGAAUUAGGUGUUCUUAUUGGAGAUCACGAUGUCUCAGCUGGUAUUGACGCUAAUGCAACUCUUUUGCGAGUAGCGGGUUUUGUUGUACAUCCUUCAUAUGUGAUUAAUAAACGAAAUAGCAAUUUUGAUAUUGCUGUUAUAGCCGUUGUUGGUUCUAUUAAAUUCACCAAUGAAAUUGGUCCAGCCUGCCUUCCAUUCCAUCACAAUCGUGACAGUUUUAGUGGAGCUGUUGUCGAAAUUCUGGGUUGGGGAACGACUGAAUUUGCUGGCCCAACGUCAAAUAUUUUGCAAAAAGCAAAAGUGAGUGUUAUUAAUCUUUCAAAAUGUUUGAAUACUUUCCCAAAUUUAGUGGACAGUCAAAUGUGCACACUUGGACAAGGAACAGACGCUUGUCAGUUUGACAGUGGUGGCCCAGUUCUAUGGGAAAAUCCAACAUCAGGAAGACUCGUAAGCGUUGGAAUUAUUAGUUAUGGUAUCGCCUGUGGAACCAAAAAUCCCUCAGUAAAUACACGAGUUGGUGCUUUUGUAGAUUGGAUUCUAUCGGUUACGCCAGAUGCCAAUUACUGUAUGGGUGAAUGAAUUUCCAUGAAAGCAGCUUCGAGUACUAAAUUGUGAAAAUGAAAUCAGUUCGUUUUCAUCUUUUUAGCUCAAGGAUAAAUAUUAUAAAAAUGCAGUCCUACUCAUAGAGAAGUUAGUUAUAUAGAAUUGUUUGAA